AUGCAUUCUGAAUAUGUUGAUACUCGUAAUGGUCUUUAUCCUGCACCACUUGGUCGUAAUGCAAAGGCCAGUGUUGUAACAAAAAUUCGUCAAAAAUUUAAAUUUCUUGGUAAAUUUAUGGCUAAAGCACUGAUGGAUUCGAGAAUGAUUGAUAUGCAAUUUAGUAUUGUUUUUUAUAAAUGGUUAUUAGGUCAAGAAGAAACAUUAAAUCUUGAAGAUCUUAUUCAUGUUGAUAUUAAUUUAUAUGAACAAUUUAAAAAACUUCAAUCUAUUAUAAAUAUACGUAAUAAAUUAAUGACACAACAUGAUAUAUCAAAUCAACAAUUAACAAAUAAAUUAAAUAAUAAAAAAAAUUUUAAAUCUAAAGAUGAUUCUCAAAUAGAAAAUUUAUCUUAUAUAAAUAUGAUUGAUGAAAAUGAUGAUAGAUUAUUAUUUGAUGGUUGUAAAAUUAGUGAUUUAUCAUUAGUAUUUACAUUACCUGGUUAUUCAAAUAUUGAUUUAAAAAAAGGUGGAAAAGAUUGUUUAGUUACAAUUGAAAAUCUUGAUCAAUAUAUUAAUUUGAUUGUAUAUUGGACAUUAGUUGAAGGUGUUCGACGUCAAUUUGAAUCAUUCCGUGAUGGAUUUAAUUCCAUAUUUCCUAUUCAACAUUUAAAAUGUUUCUAUCCUGAUGAACUUCAUCAAGUAUUUUGUGGUAGUGGAUCAACAGAACUAUGGGAUCUUAAAGUUUUAGUUGAAUCAACUCGUUGUGAUCAUGGUUAUAAUUUAAAUAGUCGUGCUGUUAAAUGGCUUUUUGAUAUAAUGAUUAAUUUUGAUGUUGACGAACAACGAGCAUUUCUACAAUUUGUUACUGGUAGUCCACGUUUACCUGUUGGAGGUUUUCGAAUGUUACAUCCUCCAUUAACAAUUGUACGAAAAACAGCUGAAAAUAAUAGUGAUAAUUGCAAUUCAGAUUCAUUUUUACCAAGUGUAAUGACCUGUGUCAACUAUCUUAAAUUGCCAGAUUAUUCAUCAAAAGAAAUAAUGAAAGCAAAAUUAACAACAGCAAUACGAGAUGGUCAAUAUGCAUUUCUACUUUCGUGA
Messenger RNA from Rotaria sp. Silwood2, 1080 nucleotides. NCBI's taxonomy places the organism in Eukaryota, Metazoa, Rotifera, Eurotatoria, Philodinida, Philodinidae. The record is from the annotation of a GenBank genome assembly.